GACUUAGCUUUGUGUAAUAGAAUGCAGACGCCAUUUUCGGCAAAAGUAUUUGUAAACACAACGAAAUAUUUAUUUACAUCCUGCUUUAUUGUAUCCGAAUAACAAGAAUACAUUUCCCUUUGGUGUAAUAAAUUAGAAAGCCUGGUCCCAUUUAAGACAGUUUAGAAAUGGUUUAGUUUAAGUUAUGUAAGCUUAACUGACACUGUUGAAGGUCCAAAGAUGGAAUCUGAUGAAAAGGAUAAAAAAGUUGAAGAAAAAGUUGGAGAGAAGGCCGAGGAGAAGAGCGAUAAAUCUGAUGUUCCACCAAAGAAAAAGGUUGAAGAGAAGAGAAAAGAUAGCUCUAGAGGUCGUGGAGAUCAAGUAAGAGGUGGAGGAGAUGGUCCAUCAUCUGGCUAUAAAAAGGACAGUUAUGACAGAGAUAAAAAAGACAAAGACAGAAAAGAUGGUGGCUAUGACAGGAAUGAUAGAGAUAAGAGUGAAAGAUAUAAGAGUGAUAGAGAAAGAAAAGAUAGUGGGUAUAAUAGAAGAGAUCGGGAUAGGAGAGAUAAAGAUAGAAAAGACAGUGGUUAUGAUCGAGAUAGAAGAGAUAGAGAUAGAAAAGAUAGCGGCUAUGAUCGAGAUAAAAGUGAUAAAGAUAGAAGAGAUAGAGAUAGGAAAGAUAGUGGCUAUGAUCGAGAUAAAAGUGAUAAAGAUAGAAGAGAUAGGAAAGACAGUGGCUAUGAUCGAGAUAGGAAAGAAAGUAGUUAUGGAAGGAGGGGAAAAUUGGACAGUGACAGGAAAGAACCAGAAAAGAAAUCUAUUUCUUCCAGUUCUUCCAGUUCCCAUAGUUACAGUAAAUCUCGGGAAAUGAAGCAACAACCGGCUCCACCACCGAAACUUACUGAAGAAGAGAAAAAAGCCCUAAAGGAGGCAGAAGAGAAGAAGAAACAAGAAGAGGAAGAAAGAAAAUUAGAAGAAGCAAAACAAAAAGAAGAAGAAGAGCGAUUGAAAAAAGAAGAAGAAGAAAAGAGAAAGGCUGAAGAAGAAGCACAGAGAUUAAAAGAGGAACAGGACAACUUAAAUGAGUUUAUUGAAGAAACUGGAGCCAGAUUAGAGUUUAAAGAUUCACUGAAAGAAAAUAAUGUGAAAGCAGCUGAGAAUCGUCCCGAAGAAUCAUUUUUCAGUAAACUAGAUUCUAGUCUUAAGAAAAAUACAGCGUUUGUGAAAAAAUUACGUAACCUGGUUGAUUCACAGAAAGAUGCUCUGAUUAAAGAUUUUAAUGGUUUAAAUUUAUCUAAGUAUAUAGGAGAAUGUGCAUCUGCUUUAGCAGAUACGAAGCUAAAGAUGUCUGAUGUCAACUGUGCUGUACAUCUCAGUAGUCUGAUACAUCAAAGAUAUGCUGAUUUCUCUACGAUGUUGAAAGAUAAUUUUCAGAAAGUAUUGUUGAAUAAGAAGGAUGAAAAGAUUAGCAAUGCAAGUAAAUAUCGAGUAGAUCUAAGAUUAUUUGCGGAGUUAUUAUCAGUAGAAGUUAUAUCUUUUAAAGAAGGUUUACCUAUAUUAGCUAAUCAACUAUCAUAUUUAAUUAUCAAUGAUAAAGAGGAACAUAAUCACCUAUCUAUUAUAUCUAGUUUCUGUAAACACUGUGGAGAUGACUAUGCUGGUCUUAUUCCUCGGAAAUAUCGGUUGUUGGCUGAGAAAUAUGGGAAAGAAAUCCCCAGGAGUAGAAUGUUACCACCUAAACGUCAGGGUCCAUGUAGAAAUCUACUGAAAGAUUAUUAUACAUCAUUAUGUAAUCAUUUAACAAAAGAUCACAAGAAAUUAAAAACCAUGGAAAAACAGAACAGAAGAAUGUUAAUUACUAAAGGUGAAGUCAGUACAGAAAGAAGGGAAGUCUAUGAAGCAGCUCAUGGGGCAUAUCAAAAACUGUAUGCAGCAACAGCUACAUUUGUUGAUUUAUUAGAUGAAGAUAUGCCAGAUUUACCUGAUGAGGAAAUAAAAUUAGACGGAGACGAGAGUUUCUUUGAUAUUUUUAGUGCUACAGGAGGAGAGUUUCAGUUGGAAGGUGAUAUAACUUUAUUUGAAGAUGAAGAUACCAGAACAUUUUACGAAACUUUACCAGAUUUAAAAGCUUUUAUACCAGGGAUUUUAUAUAAAGACAGUGAAAAUUCACAGGCAGCUGAAACAAAUGUGAAAGAUAUAGAUUCUACUUUAGAACUAGAGAUAGAUGUAGAAGAUCUAGAGAAGGAGAUUGAAUCAGAGAUAUCAGUUGAAGAAGCUCUAGAUACUGAUGGUAAAGAAACAGAGGAUGGAACAUUUCUACCUCCUGAAGCGGAAGAUGGUGAUACUGAGACUGGUAGUUUAAUGAAGAGUCAGUUUGAGACAUUUUUACAAUCAUUACCUAAUUGUGUUAAUAGAGACCACAUAGAUAAGGCAGCCAUAGAAUUUUGUAUGAAUUUUAAUACCAAAUUUAAUCGAAAGAAAUUAGUUCGAGCAUUAUUCACAGUUCAUCGAACAAGAUAUGAUUUACUACCAUUCUAUUCCCGACUAGUAGCUAUAUUAAAUCCUUGUAUGCCAGAUCUAGCUACAGAACUUGUACAGUAUUUAAAAGGAGAUUUUAAAUGGCAUGUUUGUAAAAAAGAUCAGAUUAAUAUUGAAUCAAAGUUAAAGACAGUUAGAUUUAUAGGUGAAAUGGUGAAAUUUAAAAUGUGUCCAAAAGUAGAAGCCCUCCAUUGUAUGAAAAAAUUGAUGUUUGAUUUCCGUCAUCAUAAUAUAGAGAUGGCAUGUUCUUUAUUAGAGGCCUGUGGUAGAUUUUUAUAUAGAUCGCCUGAUUCUCAUCAUAGAACACGAGUUUAUCUGGAUGUAAUGAUGCGUAAGAAGUCAGCGUUACAUCUGGAUCCUAGAUAUAUUACUAUGAUAGAGAAUGCUUACUUCUAUAGUAAUCCUCCUGAAGCUCAACAGAUUGUACGAGUAGAAAGACCACCCAUUCAUCAAUAUAUCAGAAAAUUACUUUAUAAAGAUCUCACUAAAAUAACCACAGAAAAAGUAUUAAGACAGAUUAGGAAAUUAGAUUGGGAUGAUCCAGAUAUAGCAUUCUAUGCUACAAAAUGUCUAACUGGUGUAUGGAAUACUAGAUAUAAUUCUAUACAUUGUAUGGCUAAUCUUAUAGCUGGUCUAGCACCAUAUCAUGAACAUGUAGCUAUACAAGUAGUAGAUGGGGUUUUAGAAGAUAUUAGGUUAGGUAUGGAGAUAAAUCAUCCACGAUAUAAUCAGAGACGAGUAAGCAGUGUUAAAUAUCUUGGUGAAUUAUAUAAUUAUAGAAUGGUUGAAUCAGGUGUUAUAUUUAAAACACUUUAUACAUUUAUUACAUUUGGUGUCUCCAUGAAUGAGAAAGAUAUAUCUACAUUAGAUGCACCAGAUCAUCUGUUUCGUAUAAGAUUAACAUGUGUUCUACUAGAGACGUGUGGUCAAUAUUUUGACAAGGGAUCAAGUAAAAAGAAGUUAGAUUGUUUUCUUAUCUAUUUCCUUAGAUAUUACUGGUAUAAAAGAAGUCAGUCUAUAUGGACAAGUGAUCAUCCAUUUCCAAUAGAUAUAGGUAAUCUAGUACAUGACACAAUGGAUGCUAUACGACCAAAGUUAAAACAACCAAAGAAUCAGGAAGAAGCAUUUAAAGCUGCUGAGGAGUUGGAUAAUGAAUAUAAAUCAAAGAUAUCAUCUCUGUUAAUUGUUGAAACUGGUGACGAAGAUGACGAGAAUAUAGAAGAUGAUGAGGAUGGGUUAGCUACGAUUAAUGAAGCUGAUGAAGCAGUUGAUGAAUUAAGUGAAGAUCUAUCUCAAGUUUAUGUUGAUGAAGUGGCUACAGGCGAAAGUGAACCAAGUCAGGAUGAUAGAAGUCAAAGUCAACAAGAUGCCUGUACUUCUAGCCAAAAUAUAGAGGAAUGUAGUGAUAGUCAGGGAGAUGAUAUAAUGGAGUCAGCAGGAGAGGAAGCAGAUGAUGAGGUUACUUUGAUAAGUGGUGGUCCUAAAUAUGUACAGUGUCAAGAAGAUGAAGAUUUUCUAUCAGCUUUUGAUAAAAUGAUGUCUGAAAAUUUAAAGUCAAGAACACGAGAAGCUGUUAAAGUGCCUCAGAUGGAUAUUAUUGUUCCCAUGUAUCUAAAAGAUAAACGUAAAAAAACAGGUAAUCCGAAUCCAAAUCUAUUUGCGGAUCCCCCACCAGAUGAUAUUGUAGAAGAGGAGGAAAACACAAAAUCAUUAAACUUUCUGUUGAUGACAAGAAAAGGGAACAAACAGCAGUUUACCAACCUUAAAGUGCCAGCUUCAGCAGACUUUGUUUCAAAGUUCAGAGAAAGAGAAAAGGAAGCAUUAGAAGAAAAAGAAGAAAUGAAACAAGUUGUGUUAGGUAUACAUGAACGACAGGAAGAAGAAGAUUGGCAAGAUAUGAUUGCCACUAUGAAUAAGAAUGUUACAGGGAAUGUUAAUCGUGAACGUAAAGUACGUUACAAUCAUCCUAAAGGUGCCCCUGACGCCGAUCUUAUCUUUGGUUCCAAGUGAGACAACUGAUAAUUCAUCUUUAGUUGUGCAGAAAACGCUGAAUCUGAAAUAAGAGGAAAUACGAAAAAGAUAUGGUUGUAUCUAAAAAGACAAGCAGAUGAUGCUGUCUGGACCAAAUCCACUGAUCAAUCAACUGGUGAGAUCGCAAGAUCUUUUAUUGGUGGUUGUAAGCAAACACAGACUGGAAAACAAGGACUAUAUGUUCUGUACCGCUAUGUCUUGUGGAAAAGAAAAACUAUAAGAAUGAUUGAUUUAUUAAUAUUCAUAAUUUAGUUCCUGUGUGUUACUUUUACUCAAAAUCAAUUUUCUGGUUGGAAGACGAGAGAGGGGCUGAGAGUAAAUCAUUUAAUGAAAUCAAAUUCUGUUUUUGCAAGAAAAGAUAAAUUCAGCAGUAAGCUAUCUGGGAUAAACUUAAGAUAAUUAUUUAAUAUACAUUGCUAGAUAACUACACAACAGACCACAGACAGAAAAAAUCAAUACAGGAAACAGUACAAUUAGACACCCGUCUUCAUUAGCCCGGAAGGAACAGAAUAGAAGGACGUUUAACCCCAUUUCAUUUCACAGUUAGAAUCAAAAUUAUCAGCGAUGAUAAAAUAUCAUGGAAAAAGGAACUGAAACAUCUGUGGUCCUGCCUUCACUUCCUAAAAUAUUAUAAUUGAUUUUUGGAUAAAAUCCAGGAAGAAUAAUGUGAUACAGCAUAACGGUUUUUACCAAGCAUAUAUUAUGUAUGGAAAUAAAUGGGAUAUCAAGCAUCACUUAUUAUGUAUGUGUAGUUCAUUGUAAAACUAUAAAAAAUGUUGGGAUUUAUUAGGUGUAAAUCAAAUAAAAUCAAAUUAUUUUCUGAAAAGAAGAAUGAAAUUUCUGUUAAGUUUGUUUUUUUGAGAAUCUCAUUGUUGGUGUUGAAAAUCAUAAAGCCAGUCAUAUUGCAGUGUUAUUAUCAAAAAUAGUCACGUGUACUCUUAACAGUAUGUAGGACGAGAGAUAAAAUUAAAACUGUGUAUAUUUCAUUUGUUUUAUCUGUACUGGUACCAACAGCAAGGUUCUUAUCUUUUAUUGUGUAUUGCGAUUUUAUUAGAAAAAAUGUUAUUAUUUUGAUUGUUUUUUUUUUUUCAUUAAUAUUUUCUAAAGACAAAAACUGACACCAAGGCCAUGAAUUUUUUUUAUGCCUUCAUUGCAAGGAUGUCUUGCACGUGUUUAAAGUGGUUCAGGCAUCAGAAGAACACUCAUGUCUGAUCUUGAAUAAAUAUGGAAUUGCAAUUAACAUCAAUAUUUCCUGUCAGGACCAUGCAGAAUAUACAUUGAUUCUAUGGUAUUACAUUAUAUUUAGAAUUUUCAAAAGAGAUAAAUUUCAUUUCAUGAUCUUAGGGUCUCAUCUGACGAAAGGGGAAGGAAAUCUACUAAACUCUGCAUCAUUUCUGGUGAAGUUUUAUUGAUCCAUUCAAGCCUGGACAUAAGGCACCUGUGUCUAUGACAGGUACCUUAUGUCCAGGCUUUAUUACAUUAUCUCUUAAGAUCUCUAAUCAGUUAAUUUAUACGAGAUACUGCAACAGUAUUGCCAGUAUUUGUUUAUAUUAAGCAGCAUUCUGAUUUUAUGACUGAUGUUUUCAGCCUGGUAUUUGGUUAUAAUUAUUUAUAAUAUAAAGCCUUAAAAUGAACAUAUACAGACCUAUGUCCUAGAAAUUCUGAGUGAUAAUAUUAUAGCAGUUGGGAUAAUGUCAGUCAAAGUGUAGUUAAUUCUACUAAUAUAUGUAUUUUGUUAAGACUACUCUAAAUCAAACAUGAAGUCUGAUUCAAGUAAAGUGUCAACCUUUACGUGUAGGAAUUGUCAUGCAUCAGAAAGUUGAAUAAAUAAAUUCUACUAAA
Messenger RNA from Patella vulgata (common limpet), 6390 nucleotides. RefSeq names its product regulator of nonsense transcripts 2. The coding region runs from base 220 to 4527 and encodes 1435 amino acids. The record is from RefSeq and is a predicted model, not a curated record. Lineage: Eukaryota; Metazoa; Mollusca; Gastropoda; Patellidae. Gene Ontology annotation, molecular function: protein binding; RNA binding. Gene Ontology annotation, cellular component: exon-exon junction complex; cytoplasm. Gene Ontology annotation, biological process: nuclear-transcribed mRNA catabolic process, nonsense-mediated decay. The transcript has 40 exons.